Xenopus laevis (African clawed frog) is the source of this 3252-nucleotide messenger RNA. It is a transcript of the gene tcp11l2.S, whose product is annotated as t-complex 11, testis-specific-like 2 S homeolog. The record is from RefSeq and is a predicted model, not a curated record. Gene Ontology annotation, biological process: signal transduction. Lineage: Eukaryota; Metazoa; Chordata; Amphibia; Anura; Pipidae. The coding region runs from base 634 to 2196 and encodes 520 amino acids. The transcript is spliced from 11 exons.
CUACCUCAAAUUUCGGAUUUAUGCUCCUAUUGGCGAACGGCUGUAAAAGAAGAGUCCAGACAUCUUUGGAUAGCGAACUUCAUGCCUAUUAGUUGUGUAUUAACGUUAUAUUAUUACCUGCUGUCUGUGUGCACUUAACACAAAACACAUGUAACAACUUGAGCCAGUCCAUCUCCUCCCCCUACAGCUGUGAGAUUUUGCUGCCUGACAACAAAAACAACCGAGAGGGGACGAAGCAGAAGCUGCCCGUACAGAUGCAGGGGAAGACUGGAAAGUAGAUGCCAAACAAUUAAUACCUUUCAAAGCGGAGGACUGUCGGGUCGAACAUUAAUGAAAGGAUCCUGAUUAGCGUUAUCUGGAUUGGGAAAUCACACACAAUAAAGUGUAUACAGGUUCAGUGUAUACGAAGUUUGCAUUAUAUACAGACUGGGACAGUGCAUGUCUGUGUGAGGACAACAGAGAGAAAGCAGGUGCAACCAGAUCUGUCAUCUUUUAACUGUGGCUUUGUUUGGGUCAUGAAUACUGGAACAACGAAUGUAGCCUCUAUUGUGUUCCUCAAACUAAGAGGCCCCUCACACUUGCAAUUAUAGUGAGACCCCUGUGGACGGUUCUUGUUGCCUUUCUGCGAAAGUGAUGGUACUUUUUACAUGCUAUAAAAUGCCACUCAAUAAAGAAAAGCCCUGUGGAACUGAGGAGCCAAUGAGCGACUCUGAUACAUCAAGACUUUCUGAAAGCACAACAUCUUCCAGCGAUAAUGAGUCUCCCAGGGAAAGCUUCACUAGUGAUUCUUCAUGCAAAAAUGCUUCUCCUUCCUCAAGUCCACCAAAGCCAGUGACAUUAGAUGACAUGAUGGCAACUACAAGAAACCUUGGCAACUUAAUGCUUGCCCAUGAAAUUGUCACAAAUGGAAAUUUUCAGAUAAAUCACAUAGAUCCUCCCCAAAACAGCUUAGAAGGAAGAGUAAAGCAAAUUGUUCACAAAGCAUUUUGGGAUUGCUUGGAGUCAGAACUGAAUGCGGAUCCACCUCAGUAUACGUAUGCGAUCAAACUCUUUGAUGAAAUUAAAGAGAUCUUGCUUUCCUUCUUGACCCCUGGUACAAAUAGGCUCCGGACUCAAAUCUGUGAAGUUUUAGACGUGGACCUUAUAAAGCAGCAAGCUGAGCACAAUGCUGUUGAUAUUCCCAAGCUUGGAGGUUACAUUAUUACUAUAAUGGCAAAGUUAUGUGCUCCUAUUAGGGAUGAAGAUGUUAAAAACUUGAAAGCAACUGGAAAUGUUGUGCAGAUGUUACGUGAUGUUUUCCGGGUUUUGGAUCUUAUGAAAAUGGAUAUGGUCAACUACACUAUUCAGAAUAUCCGACCACAGCUUCAGCAUCAGUUAGUGGAGUAUGAAAGAGGGAAGUUUCAAGACAUCCUCGAGAAGACGCCAGACGCCCUUAAUCAAACAACAGAAUGGAUAAAUGGAUCCCUUAGAGAUGCCAUGCAAAAAACAUCUGGUGAAAGUUCCUCAGAUGCUAGUGGAGAAUCUAUGGAUAAUCUCAGUCCCACAUUGGUUCUGAAUAGAGGAUAUCUGAAACUUCUGCAGGUGGACUAUCAAAAUGCUGUGCCAGAGACUCUCAUAACUGAAGAUUUGCGUAUUCAAGAUUUAAGACACAAACUGCAACAAAUUAAAAUUGUGGCUUCUGUGUGUCUAGUUACUCAGAAUGCAAUAGGGCCUUAUUGCACUUCUGCAUUUACUGAUCAUAUCAAAGAGAUUUCAGCAAUUCUCCUCCAGGGCAUAAACAACAGGGCAUUUAAUUUGAGAGAGACUCUUACUGCUUUAAGUGUUAAGCUGUGUUUUGAGAUGAACAAAUCCUUGAAGGAAAGAGGUCUAACCAUACUUAGUUCAGAAGCACAAAUGAACUUGCAGGGCCAGAUCUGCAGCAUUAUUGAAAAGGAUCAUCCUAUUUACAAUUUGAUUGAAAAGCGGAUCCAAGAAUACCUAAGCAUAUUUCUCUGUCUUCCUUAUCCAUACAAACGUGUCCCCUUGCUUCCUGGAGGCCUUACUACUGUUCAAAAGGAACUUGAAUUUGUUGCAUUUCACUUUGCCAACAUUGUGAACUUUAACAAACAGGUGUAUGGACCUUUUUAUGCCAAUAUCUUCCGGAAGCUACUUUUCAGCGAGGCGCCAGGAAAACCAGUGGAAACUGUGUCAUCAUGAGAAAAAGACCUGGACACAUUUCUAUUUUUCUUUUUUUUUUUCUUUUUGUUGUUGAAGAUUUUCUCUUUUUUUAAACACAAGGGAGGGGAUUCCAUUCAAAAGAAAACAAAAUAUUAUUUUAAAUAAAGAGACGGUAUUUUUUAAAUAACAGACAAGAAGGUCCUGCAGAUUUUAUGAGAGAAUUAAUUGCCUUGUCACUUUCAGAGAUUUCAUUUUACUGGUGCUAAGAUGGAUAAACUUACACAUUCUGCACAGGGAAUUCUUAUUUUGCUCAAUAAUCGUUGCGGAUUGUGUGUAUGUCAGCUUCAUAGCAGCUGACAUACACACAAUGAUUCACGAUACUAAAUUGGUGCUUUUAUAUUUAGUAAUGAUCCAAUUAUUACAGCUUCAGAAUUCACCAUGGACUAUAACAGAAUUCCUAAAAGAAGGGAAAUUUAGAAAUGGAUGACACUACAAAGACAUUACAGGAAGCAAACGUGGAUUUUUAUGAAAAGGGAAAGUAUACAUUUUUUUCUUUUUAAACAAUGAGAUUUUGGGCAAUUUCACUUGAUUAAAGUUAGAGCAUUUUCCUGGAGAUUAAUUGAAAAAAAAACCAAAAUGUUUAUAAAAUAUUUUGUUGGUAGCACAAGCCAAAGCAUCCUGCUAUGAUUGAUGUAUAUAGAAGAUACUGGGCCCAAGAGCAGAAUGAUUUAGGGGUCCCCAUAAUGUAUCGGUUUAAAAUUAAUAUACUGUAACUGUAAUAUUAUAUUAAACAGAACUUCUACAGGGCCCUCUAUACUCCUGGAACACCAUGCAGUCUAUGGGAUAUAUGUUUUAAUCAGCUAGAAGGACUGUACCAAGUAUUUUCUGCACAAUGGUAUGCUUAAUCAUUUUAAAAUCUUACGGCUUGAAUUAAUUUAAAGGGAAGGUUGUGAUUGUUGAUACAGAUCCCAUUGGAUUAGGUCCAUCCAGUAGUGAUUUUAACACAUAGCCGAAUAUUGAUUAAAGGGCAUGUAAAGGCAAACAGGGCAUGUAAAGGCAAACAAAUAAAAUCCAAUUUACCGUUUUUAUAAGAAA